AGAGACUGAGCAACUGAGCGUGGUGUCUCCCCUUCUACUACCUUUUCUCUUCUGCUUUUAUCAUCUUGGCCUGCUGAGACUGGGUGACCAACAAAAACUCGUGACAGCCUCUUGUUAAGGAUCGCGAGGCUGAAAGUUCUGAUAUUCUUUGAGAGAAGCUCUAUAACGACAUAAUGCUCGCCAUCUUACCCUUCACCGUACUGCUGGGCAGCUUUGCCGUCAGAGUUGCUGCUGACACCAGUUUUGUUACCCCUGGAGGAUCUGGUUCGUCGGGAUGGAAGAAUAACCCAACAUACGAUGUUGAUGAUAGCAUGAACGUGGAAUGGAAUACGGACCUUGAAGAGACCAACCUAUUGCUCUGGCAGGACUAUCCUCCCGCUGGCGGCGGUACUCAGUUUUUCGUCCAGCUGAAAGAAAACACAACAUCGACGAGUUUUAUCUGGACAGUCAACUUUGGCGGUUUCUCUACAGAAGUUGGUGACAACCGAGACGCUGUUUUCCACUACUCCCUCUUCAAAUCCGGCACAAACGACAUCGUCGCCAAUUCAGCUGCGUUCAACGUUACUGUCCCCAAAGACGAGACGACAUCUGCCUCUCUUGCUUCAACAACCGCCCUCCCAAGUCCUUCAUCGACCGGUGCCCUCUCUGAGACGACAACAACCGACGCUGCGACCGAGACAACAACAGACACUUCCUCCGACAAAGAUGAUGGAGGCCUCUCCACUGGUGCCGUAGCCGGCGUGGCGGUCGGCGCGACCAUUGGAGGCAUUGCCCUGCUCGCCGGUGCUGGCUUUCUUCUCUGGCGACAUUUCCGAAAGGGCAAAGGUGCUACAGCUGGAGGAUACGCGCCGCCCAGUGAGAUGCCUGUUGGUGCGCAGAACCAGCCUGUGCAGGAGUACUACAAGCCUCCCACGCAGCAGGCUCCGGCUGAGAUGGCUGGUCAGCCUUGGGUUCACCCGCCGCAGAACGGAUACCAGGGACCUGGUGGCCUUCACGAGGCGCCUUAGUUGAUAAUGAGAUGGAUGUAGAGGGGGAUUAUGUAUAACCUGAGGGUAAAAAGGUUUCAAGAUGUUGUAUAGCAAAGCAUGGAGUUGAUUGGAUCAGCCGGUGAUAUGUUU
Molecule: messenger RNA, 1118 nt
Organism: Fusarium oxysporum Fo47
Lineage: Eukaryota; Fungi; Ascomycota; Sordariomycetes; Hypocreales; Nectriaceae
Exons: 2
Coding region: 174-1007 (277 amino acids)
Source: RefSeq, a predicted model, not a curated record